Benincasa hispida (wax gourd) is the source of this 2253-nucleotide messenger RNA. NCBI's taxonomy places the organism in Eukaryota, Viridiplantae, Streptophyta, Magnoliopsida, Cucurbitales, Cucurbitaceae. The record is from RefSeq and is a predicted model, not a curated record.
UUCACUUUCGAUAACGCUCUCUUCUUCUUCUUCUUCUUCUUCAAUCUUCAAAAUCAAAAUUCUCAUGAAAUCGUAAUUCCCUUUCAAACUCCAAGAACUUUAACUAUCUUUUCUUUCCCCCCUUUUUUCCCUUUUGUUGUUUUGAUUUUUGAUUCUUUGCUUUCUUGGUGUUUCUCUCUCUCUUUCUCUCUAACGCCAAGAACGCUGAAAUUCAAAUUAGAGAGAAAUUUGAAGUCUUCUUUGAAUUUUACUCUCGAAUUCUCAACUGGGUUUGAUUCGAUCCGCCAUGUCUACCCAUAAUCGCCGUCCUUCGUUUUCGUCGUCGACGACGUCGUCGUUGGCCAAACGACAAGCGUCCUCGGCCUCGUCGUCGGACAAUGUAGGAAAGGUUAUGGCGGUUCCACCACACUUGGCGAAGAAGCGAGCGCCACUUGGUAACCUAACGAAUUUUAAGAAUGUGUCUCAUAGUGCAGCCAAAAGCUCUGUUCCGCCUGCUAUUAUGGUGCCUUGUGCAACCAAAGCUGUCAAGGCCAGAAAGAGUUCCCCUGCUAGAACUCGCAGCACUAACUUGCCGGUGACCAAUUCGACCACAUUGGUUGAUGUCAAAACGACGAAUGCAGUUGCUCCUAGCAAUGCUACAGCUUUCUCAAGAACUGAUGCCACGGCUGUCUCUAGUUGUAUGGAUGUCUCUCCCUCUAAAUCAGAUGGAGUAUCAGUUUCCUUAGAUGAAACUAUGUCUACCUGUGAUUCUUUUAAGAGUCCCGACGUCGAGUACUUGGACAAUACUGAUGUCCCAGCAGUUGAUUCUGUUGAGAGGAAAACUAAAAGCAGUCUCUGCAUUUCAGGCCCGGCACCAAUUAGUAGUCAAGCACCAAUUAAAGGUAGUAUAUGCAAUAGAGAUGUACUCACAGAAAUGGCAACAGAUGGCGAUAUCAUUGAUGUAGAUAUCGAUUUCAUGGAUCCCCAGCAAUGUGCUACAAUUGCUUGUGAUAUUUACAAGCACUUGCGAGCAUCUGAGGCAAAGAAAAGGCCUUCUACAGAUUUCAUGGAGAAAAUUCAGAAGGAAAUAAAUUCAAAUAUGCGUGGCAUACUGAUUGAUUGGCUUGUGGAGGUAGCAGAAGAGUAUAGGCUCGUGCCAGAUACUCUAUAUUUGACAGUGAACUACAUUGAUCGAUACCUAUCAGGAAAUUCGAUGGAUCGACAACGAUUACAGUUGCUUGGUGUUGCUUGCAUGAUGAUUGCUUCGUAAGAAUCCCAAACCAUUAAUGUUGUUUCCCUAUAAAUUUCCUUUGAUUUUGAUGGUCUGAUAUUAACUAGUAAGAUUGUAUACUUCUAGAAAAAUGUAAGAGAUCUGUGCACCUCAAGUGGAAGAAUUUUGUUAUAUAACUGAAUAACACAUAUUUUAAAAAGAGGUAUUGCAAAUGGAAUCUUCUGUCUUGAAUUACUUGAAGUUUGAAAUGACAGCUCCAACACCAAAAUGUUUCUUAAGGCGAUUUGUUCGUGCUGCUCAAGGCACCACCGACGAGGUUUCAUCAAUGCAGUUGGAAUGCUUGGCCAACUUCCUUGCCGAAAUACUCUUUUAGAAUACAGUAUGCUUUGCUACGCACCAUCACUUGUGGCUGCCUCGGCGAUCUUCUUGGCAAAGUUCAUACUUCUUCCAACUAAGAGACCAUGGAACUCCACCUUGCAGCAUUAUACACAUUAUCAGCCAUCCGACCUUGUCGACUGCGUUAAGGAUUUGCAUCGCCUCUGCUGUAACACCCACAAUUCUAGCUUACCAGCCAUCAGAGAGAAAUACAGCCAGCAUAAGUACAAACACGUGGCGAAGAAGUACUGCCCUCCGACGAUACCUCCGGAGUUCUUCCAGAAUCAAACACAGUAAAUUUGUAUUCCAAUGCUCUGUUGGAUUAGAUGUAGCAGCAGCCUGACUUAACAGCAGUUAGAAAAUAGAGAGAGACAUAAAAUGCCCCUCCCCUCCCCUCAUUUUUGUUGAUCCCCCCCCGCUUUGUAAGCUUUUUCUCAUCAUAGCUUUUGAUGUAAGCCAAUGCCACUAGUUUUUCUCCACAACAUCAGGAUCUCGGCGGUUUGUUGUAGCGUUGUAACGAAUUAUCGAAUACCAAAAUGCUGAGAUUUGUACAAAGUUCAUAUGCUUCUAUUGUCAUAUUUCUUCAAAACUUUGAUAUAUAGAAGCAAUAAUGUACUAUACUAAAAUGAAGGGAGGCAACUCAGAUAUAUCUUAACAUUUCUUUAUUA